AUGGCAUAUGAUCGAUAUGUUGCCAUCUGCAACCCUUUACUCUACGUUAUUCUCAUGCCUCGGAAACUCUGUAUUCAACUGAUUGUUAUCACAUAUGUUUAUGGUUUAACUGUGGGUCUUGUACAGACAGUGGUGACAUUCUGCUUGUCUUUUUGUGACUCCAAUAUGGUCAACCAUUUCUACUGUGAUGAUGUUCCUUUGAUUGCUUUGGCCUGCUCUGACACUCAAGUCAAAGAAUUGACGUUGUUAAUCAUUGCUGGGUUCAAUACCCUUUGCUCUCUACUGAUUGUGUUAAUUUCUAAUGGCUUCAUUCUCUUUGCCAUCCUUAGAAUCCGCUCUGCUGAAGGAAGACAGAAAGCCUUUUCCACCUGUGUGUCCCACCUGACCUCCAUCACAAUAUUUUAUGGGACCAUUAUUUUUAUGUGCUUACAGCCCAAGAAAAGCCAUUCUCUGAACACCGAUAAAUUUGCUUCAGUGUUUUAUGUGGUGGUGAUUCCCAUGCGAAACCCAUUAUCUAUAGCUUGAGAAAUCAGGAGGUAAAAAAAUGCACUGAAGAGAAUAAUAGAAAAGUUGUGUUUGGUUAUCGGAUAAACGAAGAAUCAUAUGACAGGGAUCAGGAAACUCAGAGUUAUGUCUUGUCUAGUGUCACAGUGCUGGUAAAUGACAAAAUCAAAUAUCUUACUUCAAGCGCUCAAGCUCACUUUUCGGAGGUA
Molecule: messenger RNA, 713 nt
Organism: Trichechus manatus latirostris (Florida manatee)
Lineage: Eukaryota; Metazoa; Chordata; Mammalia; Sirenia; Trichechidae
Product: olfactory receptor 5AL1-like
Exons: 1
Coding region: 1-525 (174 amino acids)
Biological process (GO): sensory perception of smell; G protein-coupled receptor signaling pathway
Cellular component (GO): membrane
Molecular function (GO): olfactory receptor activity; odorant binding
Source: RefSeq, a predicted model, not a curated record